Arabidopsis thaliana (thale cress) is the source of this 1760-nucleotide messenger RNA. RefSeq names its product Aldolase superfamily protein (gene FBA6). The transcript is spliced from 3 exons. Gene Ontology annotation, cellular component: nucleus; mitochondrion; cytosol. Lineage: Eukaryota; Viridiplantae; Streptophyta; Magnoliopsida; Brassicales; Brassicaceae. The record is from RefSeq and is marked reviewed. The coding region runs from base 368 to 1444 and encodes 358 amino acids. Gene Ontology annotation, biological process: glycolytic process. Gene Ontology annotation, molecular function: fructose-bisphosphate aldolase activity.
UUCUCAUUUUGUAAACACAAUUUUUUUCAAGGGAAACAAAAAUUGAAUCAUUUUACCUGAGGAAUAUUAUUGGGCUACAAUGGGCCGUAGUGAGGCCGAAGUCACACCUUAAAUAGAACGUGGUAGAAGUUACUAUAAUAUUAGAGUUACAAACCAGUAAUCACGGAAGUAGUAAAAACGGCCCAUAGAAAGUAUAAACAAUCCAACGGCUGAAAAAGCUUACCUUGGAGAAGAGUCCAAAAUAUCUUCUGGAAGCUACCAUCACUCUCUCCUAUAUAACUCAAAAUUCACCAUCAUCUUCAUCAUCAUCAUCAUCAUCAUCCUUUCUUUAUCCAACUUUCUUCACCAAAUCGAUUCUUCUUCAACCAUGUCUUCCUUCACCUCCAAAUUCGCCGAUGAGCUGAUUGCUAACGCUGCUUACAUCGGAACACCUGGAAAAGGUAUCCUUGCGGCAGAUGAAUCAACUGGUACUAUUGGGAAACGUCUCGCUAGCAUCAACGUUGAGAACGUUGAAUCCAACAGACGUGCUCUUCGUGAGCUUCUCUUCACUACUCCUGGAGCUCUUCCUUGCCUCAGUGGUGUUAUCCUCUUUGAAGAAACUCUUUACCAGAAGAGCUCUGAUGGUACGCCUUUUGUUGAUAUGUUGAAGAGUGCAGGAGUUUUGCCUGGUAUUAAGGUUGAUAAGGGUACCGUUGAGCUUGCUGGAACCAAUGGUGAGACUACUACUCAAGGUCUUGAUGGUCUUGGUGACCGUUGCAAGAAAUACUACGAGGCUGGUGCUCGUUUCGCCAAGUGGCGUGCGGUUCUUAAGAUUGGUGUUAAUGAGCCAUCUCAGUUAGCUAUCCAUGAGAACGCUUAUGGAUUGGCUAGGUAUGCUGUCAUUUGUCAGGAGAACGGUCUUGUGCCGAUUGUGGAGCCUGAGAUUCUUGUUGAUGGCUCUCAUGACAUUCAGAAGUGUGCCGCGGUGACAGAGCGUGUUCUUGCAGCUUGCUACAAGGCUCUGAGUGAUCACCAUGUCUUGCUAGAAGGAACACUCUUGAAACCUAACAUGGUUACUCCAGGAUCAGAGAGUGCGAAGGUUGCACCAGAGGUGAUUGCUGAGCACACUGUCCGUGCUCUUCAGAGGACAGUUCCAGCUGCUGUUCCAGCCAUAGUGUUCUUGUCUGGUGGACAGAGCGAGGAAGAGGCGACAAGAAACCUUAACGCGAUGAACCAGUUGAAGACAAAGAAGCCUUGGUCGUUGUCUUUCUCCUUUGGAAGGGCGUUGCAGCAGAGCACUUUGAAGACUUGGGGAGGAAAAGAGGAGAAUGUGAAGAAGGCUCAAGAAGCGUUCUUGGUCAGAUGCAAAGCUAACUCUGAAGCAACACUUGGUGCUUACAAGGGUGAUGCUAAGCUCGGUGAAGGUGCAGCUGAGAGCCUUCACGUUAAGGAUUACAAGUACUGAAGAAAGAGGCUGAGGAUCGUAGUUUUUAUAUCAUCGUUUAUGUUCUUGCUUUCACUUUCUCUGUUUUUUGUUUGGUGUUUUGUUUAGAAGAGUGGUGGCACCAAAGAACCCCGUUUAUACUUUUUUAUGAGGUCUUUGUGUUCUUAUGAAGCCUUUUUAAAAAUGAAUAUUAGCUUGUUGGGUUAUAAUUUAACAUUAUCAAUAGUGACGACAUUUGGGCGGUUGUAUAGUUCAUAAUGUCUACCAAACUCAAGAAAAUAGAAAAGAUCAUCGAAAUAUUUUGGACUCCCAACUUUGAAACCCAAAGGUAACAUAC